UCAGUAGCUACUGACUCGUGUACUGAUAGUGGCUUGCCGGAGGACUUCACCUGGCUAAGAGCUACCUGCGCGCGUUAGUCCGAUCAGUACUGCCUAGCAGUCGCAGAAGGGCAUAUCGCGGACGUGCGCAAACAACCUGAAACGGAUAAUACGAGUGGUCCGGUGCUUUCGUUGAUGCAUUUUGUUGAGCCGGGUAGGGGGGAGAUUUGAUUUGGCGCAAUGAGCCAUAAGCCGCUACCGAACGGCGGUUAUCAUCGACCGUCGCGUGGUAGCAGAGGUGGCGAGGAUCACUUUGAUUAUGUCAAUCGGCACCUGUUGGAGGAGGGAGACAAAAUACCGUAUGUCGAUUCCGCGGACGAAGAUGACGAGAACGACGACGACGACACCGGCGACGGUGGAGGUGGAACCAGUGGGAACGCAUCUGAUUCCGAAGAUGACGAAGACGAUGUGAUGACCGAGAGUCAGGAGAACCUGGCGAUGGCUUACGUAAAUCGGUACAGAAUGCCGUCGUUGGCGGAGCGUCGAAAUCAGGAGAAGUUAACUGUUGCGAUAGAACACGAGAGGAAUCCUCCCGGACGUGUUCUUUUGGAGGAAGCCAAAGAUAAGCAUACCGAACUUAAGAGCAUCCAGGAAAGGGCGGUUGGACUACGGCGGAACUCCAUCUCGAUGCCAACCUUGACGACGGACGAUAUGGAAGCUUUGCAUCAGAAUAGGAAAGAUGAGCAGGAGAGUACUAUAUUGGUUUUGGAGAAUCAAAGCAUAAGCACAGAGACAACAGUAACUCCGUCAGAAACGCCAAGCACACCGAUUAGUUUGAAGCCGAUGUUACAGUAUGAAGACGAAAGUGAAGAAGAGGAGAAGCCAAAAAGUCCAAAGCAUCUCUUCCGGAGCAGACGUCGAGGAUCGAUUGCACCGCUGCCGGCCUUGAGGCUCAACGAUAAGGAAAUGAUGGCGAACGACUUCGACACGCAGAGUGUGCUGAGCAAUCAGAACUCUAUCACCAGCGUCAACUCGCUGGCCAGCUUGCUCAAGGAGAAAAUGCAGAACGUUCCGGCUAUGAUACGCAAGAAAAGACGCGAAACCAAAGACUACAAACUGCGCGUCUUUGUCGGCAUGCUGUUUCUUAUCAUCGUGUUUCUCGUCGGCUAUGCUUACAUCAUGUACAACCAGAAACUGCUGGCCAAAUCGUACUUCGAGUCCGUGAAGCUGCACAAGAUAACGCGAGCCUUUCGCAUUCUGGAUCCGAAAGGAAAUGAUUUGCUCACUGGGACACUCGGUGUGAAGAGUUACGUCGAAAAACCGUACAACUGUUUGCCGGAGGAUUUACGGGACGAUGGAAGUCUUUGCUACGAGUGGAACUCGAUGGCAAGGCUGUACAUGAAUUCGGUGAAAACUACCUCGCCAGAUAUUAAAUGCUACAGUUUUAGUUGGCACACGCUGACAAGCAACUACUACCCCACGGACUGCUUUGAUAUUGGAGAGGAUCGUGGUUAUUGGUAUGGGGGUGGUCUGACAAACGGAUUCGAUUAUCCCUUGGGCAAGGCAUCCUUUGAUUUCGCUCCAUUCGUAACUGGAGACAUCAACACUCAAGAGUGGGGUAACGCUGUAAAGAGAUACUUUCUGAACUCGAAAGGUAUUGCGAUUCGCGUGGAUGACAGAACGCCGCUUUACGUUAGCAUCAAUAAGGAUUCCAAUAGCCGAUUCUGUUUGCAAGGCAGAAACGACAAUUUCGCUUUCGUGAAUAGAUUAACGAAGUAUCCUCAACUGAGCUACCAGAUAUGUACCGGUCCGGAUAUGAAAACGUUGCAUAGUGCACUUACGCAGAAGAGUUUAUGGGAUGGUUUGACGGAAAAUGACAAUACUAUCAUAAAGUCUCUGCUAAGGGAACCGGUUUGGCAAAUUCCUGCCGCUAGUCAGGACGAACUGACGGAGACUGCCAUUUACAACUAUACGGAAAACGUGAUCAUGUCUGGUUAUCUGCGUCUUGGGCAUGUUUUCUUGAACGAAUUCUGGCAGAAGCAUAUCGGAGAUUUCACACUCGAUAGCGAUCGUUUUCCUACACUGGAAGAUACGGUGAACAUCCUCCACCGGAGAGGAUUUCGAAUCUCACUUUCCAUUCAGCCAUUUAUUAGUACCGAAAGUGCUAACUUUCUGGAAACAGUAUCUCAGAAGCUACUAAUCCACGAACGGGAAUCCGAUCAAAGCAUUCCGGCAUUGACUCGGUACAAGAGCCUUGCCAGCGCCGGUGUCAUAGAUAUUACCAAUAAUGAAACAGUUUCUUGGUUGAAGGAUAAACUCAAAAAAAUUACAGAAAGCAUAGGAAUUGACUCGUUUUACGUAGAUUUUGGAAACGCUUUCAACAUACCACGGUAUUACCAGUGUUCCAGCAUGCUGGAUAACCCAGACCAAUACAAAACUACCUUCAUGAAUCGCUUUGAAGGUAACGUGAACAUCUUCGGAGUAUCAAGUGCCAUUUCCGUCCCACGCCCUCCAGCUUUCCUUAGCUUACCUCCCGUCAACAGCUCCUGGAGUGGUCUCCAGAAUAUCAUCCCUACGCUGUUGUCCUACGGUGUCAUUGGAUUCCCAUUUAUAAUGCCGGGACCGGUGGGAGGCGAUUUCCUUCUACCAACCGAAAAGCUAAAGAAAAUGUACUCAUUUUAUCCUCUACCGAGCCCUCCACUUCCGGAGGUGGAACUGUACAUCCGAUGGUUACAGCUGGCUACUUUUCUGCCAGUUCUUCGCUACACACAUCUACCGUCCGAAUAUAAGAAUGAUUCGGUCACUGAAAUUGCCAAGGAAUUGUCGAAUAUUCGACAGCAAACCGUUGUUCCGUUACUGGAGAAGUACUCCAGUGUCGCGAUGGACGAUGGGCUGCCAAUCAUUAGGCCGCUCUGGAUGUUGGAUUCGACGGACGUGAAUUGUCUGUUCAUCGACGACGAGUUCUCGAUAGGGGAUGGCAUGAUCGUAGCGCCGAUUCUGUACCGGGCGGAUACCAGCCGUGAAGUAUACCUACCUCAAGGCGUUUGGAAGGAUGGUAUCGAUGGAUCCUUGCGUAAGGGAAGCCGCUGGAUUCACAACUAUCACGUGCCCCAGAACAAGGUGGCAUACUUUGUCAAAAUGCCCGACAACACACGAUUCUAAGUCACAUUCCAACCUCAAGUAGCCAGUCGAAACAGUCUCAACGAAGUUCUUUCAUCAAAUGGAAGCGUCGUAAGGUGUAAGAGAUUUCAUAUUUAUUUAUCUGAUGUUGUUCGUAUUGUCUUGCUUAGGUCGUAAUUUAGUAUUAAAACAUGCAAUAAAAGCAAGCAUUUUGUUUCCGGGGUCUUAGCAACUGAGCCACCCUAAAGCAGUACAUUUAAAAAUACACUGUAAAUAUAUAAGUUUUAAAACCUCA
Topomyia yanbarensis is the source of this 3394-nucleotide messenger RNA. RefSeq names its product myogenesis-regulating glycosidase. The transcript has 8 exons. NCBI's taxonomy places the organism in Eukaryota, Metazoa, Arthropoda, Insecta, Diptera, Culicidae. Bases 220 to 3141 code for a protein of 973 amino acids. Gene Ontology annotation, biological process: carbohydrate metabolic process. Gene Ontology annotation, molecular function: hydrolase activity, hydrolyzing O-glycosyl compounds. The record is from RefSeq and is a predicted model, not a curated record.